GUUUUGUUUCUCUUCAGGCUGAAUAAUAACAGUAUUACAGAAGAAGGUUGUGCUGCUCUGACUUCAGCGUUUAAAUCAAACCCUUCAAACCUGAUAGAGCUGGAUCUGAGUGGAAAUAAACUAGGAGACUCUGGAAUUGACAAUAUCUGUUGCCUGUUGGAAAAUACACAAUGCAGAUUAGAGAAACUGAAACUUUCAGACUGCAGUAUCACAGAAAAAAGUUAUACGAUUUUGACUUCCUCUCUGAAAUCAAACUCACACCUGAAAGAGCUGGAACUGAGAGGAAAUUAUCCUGGACGAUCAGGAGUAAAGAUGUUAAAAGAUAUGGUGCGGAGUGGAUGGUCUAAAUUAAAGAACAUCAGCUUUUUGACAAAUGCUGCUGCAGAGGAAGCGUGUACGUAUCUAACGGAAGUUCUAAAAACAGAUCCCUUACAGCUGACAGAACUGGAUCUGAGCGGAAUUGAACUAAAUCAUCAACGUUGGGAGAAACUGUCUGCAUUUCUGGUGGACUCUUGUUGCCAAGUGGAUAAAAUAAAGCUGAAUAAUUAUGAGAUGACACAGAAAAGCUGUGCAGUUCUAUCUACUGUUCUCUCCAAAAAUACUAUCCUGAAAGAGAUGAACCUGAACAACUGCUGUCUACUGGACUCCGGAGUCAAAGAGAUCUGUCAGGGACUGAAGAAAUCAACACUGAAGAUACUGAAACUCUCAGACUGCAGUAUCAGUGAAGAAGGUUAUAAAGCUCUGGCUUCAGCUCUGAGAUCAAACCCUUCACACCUGAUAGAGCUGGAUCUCACAGGAAAUGAUCCUGGACAAUCAGGAGUGAAGCAGCUCAAUGAUUUACUACAGGAUCUGAAGUCUCGACUGAAGACACUGAGGUUUUUGGGUCCUGCUGCAGAUCAAGCCUGUCAGUAUGUGAGAGGAAUUGUGGGUAAAAACCCGUUACUCCUGAGAGAGCUGAAUCUGAGUGGUGGUGAACUAGGAGACUCAAACGUGAAGAAUCUUGUUCCUUUGCUGCUUGAUAAACACUGUAAACUAAACACACUGAUGCUGCGUAAUUGUGAUCUAACAGAGGAAAGCUGUUCAUCUCUCGCUACAGUCCUGAGAUCAAACUCCAGUCUGAAAGAACUUGACAUGAGCAACAAUAAUCUGCAGGAUUCAGGAGUGAAGAAACUCCAGAAAGCAUUAGAAAAUGCAAACUGUAGACUGGAGAAACUCAGACUUUCAAACUGCAGAAUCACAGAAGAAGGUUAUAUAGCUCUGGCUUCAGCUCUGAGAUCAAACCCUUCACACCUGAUAGAGCUGGAUCUCAGAGGAAAUGAUCCUGGACAAUCAGGAGUGAAGGAGCUCGAUGAUUUACUACUGGAUCCAUACAAUUCACUGAAAACAUUGAGGUUUUUGGGUCCUGAUGCAGAUAAAGGCUGUCAGUAUGUGAGAGGAAUUGUGGGUAAAAACCCGUUACUCCUGAGAGAGCUGAAUCUGAGUGGACAUAAACUAGGAGACACACGAGUGAAUCAGAUCGCUGCUCUACUGCAGGAUAAACACUGUAAACUCAACAUACUUCAUCUGUGUGGAUGCCGUAUUACAGAGGAACUGUGUCUCAUCCUGACUUCAGCUCUGAAAUCAAACCCAUCACACCUGAGAGAUCUGGACCUGAGUGAGAAUGAAAUAAGAAACACAGGAGUGAAUCACUUAUGUGACAUAUUGAAGGAUUCUCACUGUAAACUGGAGAGAUUAAGGUUAAGAGGCUGUAAAAUGACAGAUGAAGGAUGUUCUGCUGUGACUUCAGCUCUGAAAUCAAACCCAUCACACCUGAGAGAGCUGAACCUGAGUGGGAAUGAACUAGGAGAAUCUGGAGUGAAAAACCUAAGUGAUCUACUGAUGAAAAAAUCAUGCAAGCUGGAAAAACUAGAUCUGUGUGGAUGCAGUAUUACAGAGAAACAGUGUCUAUUCCUGACUUCAGCUCUGAAAUCAAACCCAUCACACCUGAGAGAGCUGGAACUGAGUGGGAAUAAAGUAGAAAACACAGGAGUGAAUCAGUUAUGUGACGUACUGAAGGAUUCACACUGUAAACUGGAGAGAUUGAGCCUAAACGACUGUGGCAUUACAGAUGUUUCUGCUUUAACUCAGUCUUUGUCUAAAACACAAGCACUGCAGUUUUUAAAAGAGCUUGAUCUGAGAAACAAUAAAAUAGAUGACUCCGGGAAGAAGCUCAGUGACGUGCUACAAGACUCAAGCUGUAAACUGAGGUGA
Molecule: messenger RNA, 2250 nt
Organism: Rhinichthys klamathensis goyatoka
Lineage: Eukaryota; Metazoa; Chordata; Actinopteri; Cypriniformes; Leuciscidae
Product: ribonuclease inhibitor-like
Exons: 13
Coding region: 313-2250 (645 amino acids)
Molecular function (GO): protein binding
Source: RefSeq, a predicted model, not a curated record